Molecule: messenger RNA, 1813 nt
Organism: Daldinia caldariorum
Lineage: Eukaryota; Fungi; Ascomycota; Sordariomycetes; Xylariales; Hypoxylaceae
Exons: 2
Coding region: 1-1566 (521 amino acids)
Source: RefSeq, a predicted model, not a curated record
AUGGCCGACUUUAGUUGGCUUCGGCUCGGCCAGCGCUCUCGCACUCCCAGCAUACCCCGGACGCCAACAUCGCCCGGACGCGGGCCGAGACAGGCUGCUAGCAACUUAAGUCUGACUAGCCACUCUUCCCUGGAACCUUUGACCGCCAGCAUUGAUGCUAGCUUGUUUGUUCGUGAACAGGACAAGAUAUGGUAUAACCCUUCACUAGAUCAGAUGGUCGAGGCGCUCCAAGUUGUCCUGAUGACCCAGGGGACACUACGACCGAUCCCGAUCAAGUACAACCCUUACAUCCUACACCUAAUCGAAGGCUUCGCUAAUGUCCAGGAGCGGAUCCAGACUGUCGAUUCCGCCUAUGUCGAAGCGAGACACUCGCUUGAGCAUCACCUAGAGCAUUUCAAGUCUGUAGCUGACGAAUGGCUGGAACGCGAAGGUCAGUAUAAGGCUGAAAUCAAGAGGCUCGAAGUGCUGCUAUCAAGGACCUCUAGCGAUGGUCUGGAAGCAGUAGCGCUGGCCAGAACAAACAGCGUCGUGGAUAGGAACGGCCCCGAGGCCAAGCAGUUCGUCUCCAGACUGAAGCGCCUCAGUACGCAAACCAUACAAGAGACGUCUCCUUACCUACCUGGAGACGUAUUCAAAGAAGAACCCAAGCCUGUGCCCAAGGUUCUCGAUAGGAACUGCGACUUCCUUAUGAGCGAAAGGAUACGGCGACGUGACACCGUAACUCAGGUUAGAAUGGGCCACCUUCGAAGCAGGCGUCGCUACGAAACAGCAACAGCAUCAAGUGAAGAGACACUUAAAACAGAGAGAUAUUCAGAGCAGCCCACAGGCCCUGUUAGCGACAAAAGACCAAGGCCACUAUUUUCGGAUGACAUAUCCGACGCGUCCGACAUGGAAAGCAGGACGGAAACAAGGAUAAGGCCAUGCGGGUGGCAGAGAAAGCAAGCCAGGCGGCAAAUCCUAGAAGACUUACUGGACUGCGAGACACACCACAGUGGUAGUAGUGAGGACGCCUCUUUACACCUGGGGAAAGUUCAUGGGCGCCUGAGUAGCUAUAGGCUCGGAGAGGCGUCGGUAAAUACAAGUCUCCACCUCGAUGACAGGCGCCUACGAUGUCUGUCGGGGUUUUCAUUUGUACCUGGGGACGACGCAACUCCUGUUCUUGCAAGCGGCGAGCCCGAAAAUGCGCUUCUAGCAGGGGCUGCAGCGGGGGGUGACGAGGAAAGCGAUAUUGAGCUACGGAAACCCGACUUCAAAGACGGGAAAGAGAACUUGGCCGAGGAGAUAGGUGAAGAAUUAGUGAAUAACUUGGCUAUCUCCCCGGAGUCUUGGGAAACCCAGUGGUCGUCAACCGCGGAAAAGGUCCGACCCCAAGGAUCUUGCGCAAGCAGUCUAGACACGGUGGUCCAAGCAACUACAGGGAGCCCAGAGGUGGCUGCUUACCUCAAUUCCCCAGGAUUACCAAUAGCAUUUCCAAUGCCACCAGAUAAUAACAGGGACCGGAGUCCCAGCUCGGCAUUUGAAUCAACUAGUAGGCGCACGGUACUCUCACUACCACCCAGGGGGUAAGGGGAGUGAGUAUACCAAGGCGGUGGAGAGGACAAUUAGGGGCAAGGACAAGGCUAGUGACCAUUGCCAUGAUAAUGUAUGAGGCGUUACAUACCGUACCACCUAAUAUACUGGAAAUAGCGCUCAUGCGGUGGAUUGUCUGGGUGGGAUUUAUCCUCUCAGGGAUUCGAUUACCUAUUCGUGAUUUUCACGGAGCUUAUGCGUUCAAGGUUCCAGGCCGAUCCUGGAUAGGUGUGAGAGGAGGACU